AUGGGAGGGACUGCAGGCCAGCGCCGCGCCGAAAAGGCCGAACGCGAGAACGCCAAGGCGGCGGCGGCGGCAUCCUCGAAAAAGCAAGCUGAGGACGACGCCUACUGGGCCGCGGCGGGAGACGGCGCGAAAUCGAAGGCGGCGGCCCGUAGGGAAGCGUCUGAUGCUGCCGCGGACGAGGCCGCCGCCAAGCGCGCGGAGGCGAAGCGACUGGCCAAGCUCGAGGAGGAAGAGAUGGCUAACAUGGGUAAGCCCAAGAACGCGGCACCCAAGAAGAUGACCAGGGCUGAGCUCGAGGCCUACAAGAACAUGUCUGCGAAGGAUAGGCUCAAGAUGAAGUUUGCUGCUCAAAAGGCAGCGGCGAGGACGGUAGACGAGGAUGAGUACAGCUCGAUGGUGGACGUCAAGAACGAAAACAAGACGGACAAGAUCGACGCCAGCGGUAUCGACGCGGCUGUUGAUGCCAUGGGUGCGCUGGGCGUCGGAGGCGCCGCCCCCGUCCUCACCACAAACCAUAAAGCCGCGUUCAAGGCUUUCGAGGAGAGGGAGCUCCCCAGGCUCAAGGAAGAACGGCCCGGGCUCAAGAUGUCACAGUACAACGAGGCCCUGAGCAAGAUGUGGAAGAAGGACCCGACCAACCCGGCGAACUUCGCGCCACCGGGAAAGUAA
This is a messenger RNA of Micromonas commoda, 669 nucleotides long. RefSeq lists its product with no specific name. The transcript has a single exon. The record is from RefSeq and is a predicted model, not a curated record. Gene Ontology annotation, cellular component: nucleus. Bases 1 to 669 code for a protein of 222 amino acids. NCBI's taxonomy places the organism in Eukaryota, Viridiplantae, Chlorophyta, Mamiellophyceae, Mamiellales, Mamiellaceae. Gene Ontology annotation, biological process: transcription by RNA polymerase II. Gene Ontology annotation, molecular function: transcription coactivator activity.